AUGGCGGGAGGGCGACCGAUAAGGGCGCUGAACGUGGCGGAGAAGCCGUCGGUGGCAAAGGCGGUGUCAGGAAUACUCUCGAAGAACCCAUCGAGCGGGGGGCUAAGAGUGCGAGACGGGCGGUCAAGAUACAACAAGAUCUUUGAGUUUAAUUACACAAUUCAGAACCAGCAAUUUCACAUGUCUUUUACUUCCGUCACUGGCCAUCUCAUGGAGCUCGAAUUCGAGGAACGCUAUCGCAAGUGGCAUUCCUGUGACCCCGUUCAACUCUACCAAGCCGCCGUCAAGAAAUAUGUCCCCGAGGAUAAGUUAGAUAUCAAGAGGACGCUGGAAGAAGAAGCUAGAAGGUGUCAGUGGCUUAUCCUGUGGCUUGAUUGCGAUAGAGAAGGAGAAAAUAUAGCAUUUGAAGUCGUUGAAGUUUGCACACAAGCAAAUCGAAAUCUAAACAUCUGGAGAGCUCGUUUCUCUGCAUUAAUUGACAGAGAAAUUCAUUAUUCAAUGCAACAUCUUCUUCGACCUAAUCAACUGUUUGCCGAUGCAGUAGAUGUUCGACAAGAAAUAGAUCUCCGUAUAGGUGCUUCUUUCACUAGGUUUCAGACUAUGCUUUUGAGAGAUGCAUUCAACCUUGAUUUCACUACGGAUGACAAAAAUAUCAUAUUAAGCUAUGGUCCUUGCCAGUUCCCCACACUGGGCUUUGUUGUGGAGAGAUUCUGGGAAAUACAAUCACAUGAACCUGAAGAGUUCUGGACAAUUAACUGUACUCACAAUUCAGAGGAAGGCCUUGCUACCUUUAGUUGGAUGCGUGGGCAUUUGUUUGAUUACACAUGUGCGGCAAUAAUAUAUGAAAUGUGUGUCCAAGAACCCACUGCAACUGUAACGAGAGUUAGACAACAGGAGAAGCUGAAAUAUCCUCCUCAUCCUUUAAGUACAAUUGAGCUUGAGAAACGCGCAUCACGCUACUUUCGUAUGAGUUCUGAACACACCAUGAAGGUGGCGGAAGAUUUAUAUCAAGCUGGUUUUAUCAGUUAUCCCCGCACUGAGACUGACGGCUUUUCUGAGAGAACAGAUUUGUGCAUGAUGGUACAAGAGCAGCAAGUGCACCCUGUAUGGGGCUCAUAUGCCCAAAGGUUGCUGGAUCCUGAAGCACGACUUUGGAGAAAUCCUAGUGGUGGUGGGCAUGAUGACAAAGCCCACCCUCCUAUUCACCCAACGAAAUUUUCGGCUGGAGAAGCUGGAUGGAGUCAAGAUCACCAUAAAUUAUAUGAACUGGUGGUUCGCCAUUUCCUGGCCUGUGUUUCGCAACCAGCGGUAGGGGCUGAAACUACAGUUGACAUUGACAUUGCAGGAGAACUGUUUUCGGCAUCUGGGAGAAUGAUAAUUGCAAAAAACUACUUGGAUGUAUAUCGAUUUGAAUCAUGGGGUGGUUCAAUGAUCCCAACAUACAAUUUUGGACAACAGUUUACCCCAGCAACAUUAACUCUUGAUUCAGGAGUUACUAGGCCUCCACCUCCUUUAAGUGAGGCUGAUUUGUUAAGUUGUAUGGACAAGGCAGGCAUUGGGACAGAUGCAACAAUGCAUGAUCACAUAAAAAAGCUCCUUGAUCGAUUCUAUGCCACAAAAGACUCAAAUACUCGUUUCUCACCUACGAAACUUGGCGAGGCUCUGGUCAUGGGAUAUGAUGAUAUGGGUUAUGAAUUGUGGAAACCAUAUCUCCGUGCUAUGAUGGAGAGUGAUAUGAAAGCCGUUAGCAUGGGCACAAAGAGCAAAACUGAAGUUUUGGAAACUUGCCUACAGCAAAUGAAAGCUUGCUUCGUAGAUGCCAAAUCAAACAAAGGAAAGCUCUUUGAAGCCAUGGCUGUGUUCUUUGAGAGAUCAAACAGAUCUAGUACCAAUGAGCAGAACACAGUCACUGAGGUUGUUCGGAGAUGUAAUAUCUGCCAAGAAUCAGACAUGGUUCUCAGGAGAAAACCGGAUGGAAACUUCAUGGUUGGGUGUAUGGGCUUCCCCCACUGCAAGAAUGUUGUCUGGCUUCCUGGAUCAGUAUCAGAAGCAGUUGUUACCACUAAUGUUUGCAGCAGCUGUGCUCCAGGACCCGUUUACCAGAUUCAGUUUAAAUUUCGUCGGCUGGAAAUACCACCAAACUACAAUGUUGAUCAUUUAGGUUGCAUUGGAGGCUGUGAUGAUAUUCUAAGGCAGCUAGUGGAAAUUUGUGGAACUGGUUCACGCAACAGCUCCAGUGUACCAGGUAGAGGAUCAGGGCAUACUCCGUCAUCUAACAGUGCUCAGCGAAGUAACUCUAGAGGGCAGGGUGCUUGUGUAAACUGUAGACAAACUGGGCAUUCUUCCGAUGUUUGUCCUUCAAGGGUUUCACGUGGUCGAAAUGUGCGAUCUCAGGAAGCUGACGCUCAAGAGGGGGAAUCUUCAAUUCCAUGUAGCUCCUGUGGUGCACCUUGUGUUCUUCGCACUGCUAAUACUGCAAAUAAUAGAGGGAGAAAGUUCUAUUCAUGUCGAUUGCAGGAAUGCAACUUCUUUGUUUGGGAAGAUAACAUAAAUGAAGGAGGCAGAGUUGCACGUGGAAACAUAAGUAGAACAGCAUCAAACCCCAGCAGGAGUGGCGUCCGUGGCAGGGGUGGCCAGAGUGGAAGACAAGCAAACGAUGUAGCAUUUGUGUCUGCAACAGGUGAACCCGUAUCCGGCAGGUGUUUCGUUUGUGGCGAUCCAUCGCACUUUGCAAAUGUUUGUCCAAAUCGUGGUAGGUAA
This is a messenger RNA of Fraxinus pennsylvanica, 2760 nucleotides long. NCBI's taxonomy places the organism in Eukaryota, Viridiplantae, Streptophyta, Magnoliopsida, Lamiales, Oleaceae. The record is from the annotation of a GenBank genome assembly.